GUUAUAUCGACGCUAAACGUAUCCUUCCCCCAACAGAUAAUCGUACCCUAUAAAACCUCCUCUCAAAUCCCUAACUUCUUCUCCUACAAUCACUCUCUUCAUUUUCUUGAGAAUCAUCAAAGCAAAUUUCAAAUUCGUUUUCGAGAAUUUAAAAGAGGAAACUUUCUUCUUUCGUUUCUUCGUCUUAGCUCAUGGGUACUUCUCAGAGUCGCGAAGAUCGGAUCUCCGAUUCCGAUACGGAAUCCGAUUCGGACUACUACGAAGAAGAAGACGAUGAUCAGAAGCAAGGAUCUUCAUCCGCUUCUGGUUCGAAACCCUCUUCUGAUUCAACAUCGACUCACGAAAUCGAGCAGAAGCUUAACGCCUUGAAGCUGAAAUACCCAUCAUCAUCAUCCCCAACCCCCAAGAUCAAAAACGCGGUGAAGCUUUACCGCCACAUCGGUGGAAACACGCCCAAGGCGAAAUGGAUCACCGCUGAGAAACUCACAUCCUACAAAUUCGUCAAAACGUCGUCGUUAGAAGGAGAGGAUAUUAACGAUUACGACGACGGUGAAGAGUCAAACGAGAAAGGUGAGUCCUUUUGGUUUCUCGGCGUUGGUGGUUCCAAGGUCAAAGCUAGGGUUUCGAGUGAUAUGCAGUUGAAGAUGUUUGCGGAUCAACGCAGAGUUGAUUUCGUGAGUAACGGUGUCUGGGCUUUGAAGUUCUUGACGGAUGAGGAUUACAGGAGGUUCGUUACUAGGUUCCAAGACUAUCUGUUUGAGAAUGUGUUUAUGGUUAAAGCCUCUGAGGAGAGUAAGAUGAAAGUUUACGGGAAAGAUUUCAUCGGGUGGGCUAACCCUGAAGCUGCUGAUGAUUCCAUGUGGGAGGAUGCUGAAGGUCCACCUGAGGAGGAGGAAGAGGUUGAUGAGAAAGAUAGGGACUUGACGGAGGAGUUUGAAGAGGUGGCUAACGGUGGAGUCCAGAGUUUAGCUUUAGGUGCGUUGGAGAAUUCGUUUCUUGUGAAUGAUUCAGGUGUUCAGGUUUAUAGGAACAUGGACCGUGGGAUUCACGGGAAAGGUGUGUGCGUUAGGUUUGAUGGUGGAAGAGCUGGUUCGUCGAGCCAGACGACGACGCCGAACAAGGCGCUUUUGAUGAGGGCGGAGACUAAUAUGAUGCUGAUGAGUCCUGCUAAGCAAGGGAAGCUGAACACGAGCGGUGUUAAGCAGCUUGAUAUUGAGUCGGGGAAGAUUGUUACUGAAUGGAAGUUUGAGAAAGACGGGACUGAGAUCACUAUGAGAGACAUAACGAAUGAUACUAAAGGCUCGCAGCUAGAUCCUUCAGAGUCUACGUUUUUGGGGUUGGAUGAUAAUAGGUUGUGUCAGUGGGACAUGAGGGACAAGAGAGGUAUAGUGCAGAACAUCGACUCGCCCGUCUUGGAGUGGACUCAAGGGCAUCAGUUUUCUAGAGGGACUAACUUCCAGUGCUUUGCUAGUACUGGAGAUGGGUCGAUCGUUGUGGGAUCGCGUGAUGGGAAGAUAAGGCUGUACUCGAAGACAUCAAUGAGAAUGGCGAAGACUGCUUUCCCAGGGCUUGGUUCGCCGGUGACACAUGUGGACGUGUCUUAUGAUGGGAAAUGGAUCUUGGGGACGACGGAUACGUACUUGGUUCUUAUAUGCACCCUUUUCACUGACAAAGAUGGUCGGACCAAAACAGGUUUUAGCGGAAGGAUGGGGAACAAGAUACCAGCGCCUAGGCUGCUGAAGCUAACACCAUUAGAUUCACACUUGGCAGGAAAAGAUAAUAAGUUUCACGGCGCGCACUUCUCAUGGGUAACUGAGAGCGGGAAGCAAGAGAGGCACAUCGUAGCAACAGUGGGGAAGUUCAGUGUGAUAUGGGACUUGGAACGGGUGAAGAACAGUGCGCACGAGUGCUAUAGGAACCAGCAAGGGCUCAAGAGCUGUUACUGCUACAAGAUCUUGUUGAAGGAUGAGUCAAUCGUUGAGAGCCGUUUCAUGCACGAUAGAUUCUCUUUCUCUGGUAACAAAUCUCCAGAAGCUCCACUUGUGGUUGCCACUCCUCAGAAAGUCAGCUCCAUUAGCCUCUCUGGGAGACGAUUGUGAUAAACACGUUUAGUAUCUGAAACUUUUUUCAUGUUGGUUUUGUAAUGAAAUUUGCUUGUGUAUCGUUUGAUUGGUUUUCUUGUGUUUGUGUGAAGAAGGUUUGUGUUGAAUGACAUUUGGCUUUCCUCAAAUAUUUUUUCUUGAAACAGCUUUGUAUUGUGUUUGAAUCAAAUUGGGUUUGACUUUGGUUUCU
This is a messenger RNA of Brassica rapa (field mustard), 2292 nucleotides long. Its product is annotated as protein CYPRO4. Lineage: Eukaryota; Viridiplantae; Streptophyta; Magnoliopsida; Brassicales; Brassicaceae. The record is from RefSeq and is a predicted model, not a curated record. Gene Ontology annotation, cellular component: nucleus; cytoplasm. Gene Ontology annotation, molecular function: protein binding.